AUGUCCGACCUUCUCAGCUCGCGCUGGGCCCCCAGCGCGAGUGAGUCGAGCCAUUACUCAUCGACAUCUCAUGGACUACGGCGACCACGCUCAGAGAAUCGGAUUCGAUCUACCAAAACCCCUUCACCCUCCGACCGAAAUGGAGCUCCGCAGGCCCACGGACUCUCAAAUGGAAUCCUUCCACCAUCUGAAGAGCUUUCCCGGUUCAUGAAGAUUGUCGCCAGACUCCGAUGGAAACUCCCCUUCUUGGCUGAGGGUUAUCGCCUUGCGACACUGGCCGUAAGCGAUGUUGAUGGAAUCUCAGCUGCGGAUGUCACAAAUGCAGAGAUCAUGUUCAAAAUUGACUUCCAUGAGUACUAUGCGCUUCUUGAGCGAGCCAUUGUUCAUCUCCUCGCCGUAUUUAAUAUUUCCAUCUCAUCGGUUGGCGGGCGCGGCGGGCGCGGCGGGAUCCAAGUGAGAGGACAUGCAGCCGGAAUUCAUCGUUAUCAUGCGAAUGUGUUGCGGGCAUUAGAGGAAGAGACCACCCCUCUCACACCUGUACUGGGUAGUGGAUAUGUCUUUGAACUGCUACGGAAAGCGAAAGAGCUACGAAAUCGGUGGAAGGGAGCGGAUAUGACUGAAGAGGAAAGAGAAAGGGAUCCCUUUGAAAUGGGCAGGAAAAUCCCACCGCUCGCAAGCUUCGAUUUCAACGAUAUUCUCACAGGAAUUUUUGGGGGCCUGGAGGAAGCAUAUGUGCGUGCCCAAGCGCAUGUGGAUCUAUGCAGGCGCCCUGGAGAGGGAAACAGUGAGACGAUCGGAUCGGAAUCCGACUGGGGAUUCAUCGUUGAUGCUAUGGAUUGGGAAGCCGUGUGA
Penicillium verhagenii is the source of this 852-nucleotide messenger RNA. RefSeq lists its product as uncharacterized. NCBI's taxonomy places the organism in Eukaryota, Fungi, Ascomycota, Eurotiomycetes, Eurotiales, Aspergillaceae. Bases 1 to 852 code for a protein of 283 amino acids. The record is from RefSeq and is a predicted model, not a curated record. The transcript has a single exon.